Molecule: messenger RNA, 2566 nt
Organism: Dufourea novaeangliae
Lineage: Eukaryota; Metazoa; Arthropoda; Insecta; Hymenoptera; Halictidae
Gene: Oatp33Ea
Product: solute carrier organic anion transporter family member 5A1
Exons: 8
Coding region: 125-2221 (698 amino acids)
Biological process (GO): transmembrane transport; sodium-independent organic anion transport
Cellular component (GO): membrane
Molecular function (GO): protein binding
Source: RefSeq, a predicted model, not a curated record
CAAGGGAGGUCACGAGCGGGGAAAGACUCUCGAGGAUCGCGGAUCCAGACAGGACUCGCGACCUGGAAGUCCUUCCUGAGUCCAUGCGGAAGCACGUGGCCUAAGGUCAAGUAUAGUCGGAGGGAUGAGCAAAGGUUGUGGAAUUUGCGGGAUUUAUCCCCGUUGGCUGCGACAUCGUGCCACACCGAAAAAUUUCAUCGCUGUCUAUGGUCUCCUCGGCACCGUACAGGCGAUGGCCUUCAUUUACAUCGUUGUCACCCUCACGACCCUAGAGAAAAGAUUCAAGAUACCUAGUCGCACAACAGGAUUAAUUCUAUCUGGCAACGAGAUCUCUCAAAUUUUAUCUCUGAUAUUGACCUACUACGGCGGCUCGGGGCACCGUCCAAGAUGGAUUGCGAUUGGCGUCGGUCUGAGCGCGUUCUCGUGCCUGGUUCUCGCGCUUCCGCACUUUUUGUACGGGCCUGGAAGGGACGCGAUGGCCUUGACGAAAGAACAUCUCGACCAGACUCUAUUGAACGCCACUACGAUCCCUGAGGACCUGGCGAUCUGUCCACGGGUCGUCAGACCGGAGCGUUGCGACGAGGAGACGCUGAUGGACGUUAGUAUCCUCCCGCGGCUUUUGGUCUUUCUAUCCCAAUUCAUCCUCGGGAUCGGCACCACUCUCUAUUACGGUCUCGGUCAAACGUACCUGGACGAUAAUACCAAGAAGAAAAAUACUCCGAUGCUUCUAGGAUUCACAUUUGCGUUGAGGACGGUCGGUCCGGCAAUAGGAUUUCUGUUGGGCUACGGUUGUCUCAGUCUGUACAUAGAUCCCAGUUUACAUCCCGUGAUCACGAAAAAUGAUCCACGAUGGCUGGGCGCAUGGUGGCUGGGUUGGAUUAUUCUCGGCGCCACGAUGGCCAUGUUUGCGAUCCUGAUUGCCAUGUUCCCUCGAGAUCUGCCAGCAACAAAAACAACUGCGACUAAUAACACUGCCAAGAAGGACGGUAGUAUACCGCUAAAAUUGCACCUGGACGCGCAAGAGCAGUAUAUGAAACCGAUGGAACCGCGGAAGUCGCUCGAGACCGAAUACAUUCCGACUAUGCGUGAAUUCCCGACGGCGAUGAAAAGGUUGCUUACAAAUUGGCUGUUAACAUUCAACAAUCUAAGCGGGGUGUUUUACGUGUUAGGUGCAUCAGCAUACAUAACGUUUUUGGCGAAAUACCUUGAGGUUCAGUACAGCACAUCUGCUGCCGGUGGUACCGUGAUUGCAGGUCCUAUAUCGCUGGUCGGUAUGGUAUUGGGAUUUCUACUCUCUGGGCUGAUAAUUAGCAGAUUCAAACCUGGUCCUAGACCACUGCUCGCAUGGAACGUGUUCGUUGGUAUCUGCUUUGUCGCCGGUCAAGUACUCUUCAUAUUCCUUGGUUGCUCCGACGUUGGUAUGAGAGGCCUCGACUUGGAGACUAUGCAAAUGAAUUUGACAGCUCCUUGCAAUAUCGGUUGCAACUGCGAAGGCGUCAAGUAUUCUCCGGUCUGCCACGAGGCCUCCAAGACAACAUUUUUCUCAGCGUGUCACGCUGGUUGUCGGAGCAUAAUCAACGACAAGGAAUUCGGGAACUGUAGCUGCCUGCCUCUGAUGGACUCGUUCAAUUUCGAGGAUCAUUUCGGUUACACCACCGACAGCAAGUCGCUGUUACAGAGUCAACCGAUCUACCUGAACGAUCCUCAGACCCUGAAUUUUGGGAAAGUUCGAGCUGGACCGUGCACGAACGAUUGCAGCCGCCCUUACAUUCUGUUUACGAUUCUCACCUGUAUUAUACAGACGUUGGCGUGUUCCGGGAAAAUUGGUAACGUCCUGGUGAAUUAUCGUAGCGUGGACAAGAAGGACAAAAGCUUCGCGCAGGGUAUCACCUUGAUGACGAUCUCUUUGUUCGCGCUGAUACCGGGCCCAAUUAUUUACGGAGCUAUUAUUGACUCCACCUGUAUGAUCUGGGAAGAGUCAUGCGGGACCAGAGGGAACUGCUGGUUCCACCAUGGACGGAACUUCCGGUAUCUGGUGAACAUUACGUCGGCUGGUUUCUCCAUGAUAGGAGUAUUGUUCGAUGCAGCGGUUUGCUAUCUCGGGAAGGAUUUGGAUCUUUACGGGACCCUGGAGACCGACAAACGUCGCGAAUUUAUUAAGGAAGAUCCGGCGCCGUCGAUGAGCGAGAAAAAGAAAGAAAUAAACGGGAAUGUAAAUUAGAGAGGAGAGACGCAGCCGUUUGUACUGAUUAUAACUCGAGACUACUCGAAGAUAAUGUGCAACCUAGGAGUUUUAAGUUUCACAUAAAAUUGAGGUUCACACGAAAAUCGUUUGGGUACCUGAAUUUCGGAACCUUCCAUGACCGAUUACGAUUCAUGAAACGAGUGUGAAUAGAGUGCAGACACAGAAGAUAUUUCUUUAAAAUAUGUCAUAUAUCUUUGUUAAUUGUUAAACAACCGAGGAAUCAAUGAUAAUUGAAAUGAUACUGAUCUACUGUCGAUUUACAUUCCAAAUGUCUGGAGCAUUUGUACGAUUGUACAGUGUUAUUUCUCUCUGUUUGUAAAU